This is a messenger RNA of Trichosurus vulpecula (common brushtail), 1370 nucleotides long. It is a transcript of the gene MED7, whose product is annotated as mediator complex subunit 7. The transcript has 2 exons. The coding region runs from base 83 to 781 and encodes 232 amino acids. Gene Ontology annotation, cellular component: mediator complex. The record is from RefSeq and is a predicted model, not a curated record. Gene Ontology annotation, molecular function: transcription coregulator activity. Gene Ontology annotation, biological process: regulation of transcription by RNA polymerase II. NCBI's taxonomy places the organism in Eukaryota, Metazoa, Chordata, Mammalia, Diprotodontia, Phalangeridae.
GGAAGUCGGGGCCAUUGACGCGGUUUAUCCGCGACGCUUUAGAGACUGCUUGGCGUAGUGGGAGGUACUUGGAUCUUUCAGAAUGGGUGAACCUCAGCAAGUGAGUGCACUACCUCCACCACCAAUGCAGUACAUCAAGGAAUAUACAGAUGAAAACAUCCGGAAAGGUCUAGCUCCUAAGCCUCCACCUCCGAUAAAGGACAGUUAUAUGAUGUUUGGCAAUCAGUUCCAGUGUGAUGACCUUAUCAUCCGCCCUUUGGAAAGUCAGGGCAUUGAACGACUUCACCCUAUGCAGUUUGAUCAUAAGAAAGAACUAAGAAAACUCAAUAUGUCUAUCCUUAUUAACUUUUUAGAUCUUCUAGAUAUCUUGAUUAGGAGUCCUGGGAGCAUAAAACGAGAGGAGAAGCUGGAAGACCUGAAGCUGCUUUUUGUCCAUGUGCAUCAUCUUAUAAAUGAAUAUCGACCCCAUCAAGCAAGGGAAACCCUGAGAGUCAUGAUGGAAGUACAGAAAAGGCAGCGCCUUGAAACAGCUGAAAGGUUUCAAAAGCACUUGGAGAGAGUUAUUGAAAUGAUCCAGAAUUGUCUGGCUUCUUUGCCUGACGAUUUGCCCCAUACAGAAGGAGGGAUGAGGUUAAAAACUGAGCCAAUGGAUACUGAUGACAGCAAAAAUUGUAUUGGACAAAAUGAACAGCGAGAAAAUUCUAGUCACAGAAGAGACCAGAUCAUAGAGAAAGAUGCUGCUUUGUGUAUCUUAAUUGAUGAAAUGAACGAAAGGCCAUGAAGUCUUAAAAAUUUGUUGUACAAACUUUUGGGGGAUGGGGUGGGGUUAUGUAGCCAAAAAUUGUAUGACAUUGUCUUGCUUGAUAUUCUUGAAACUUGUAUAGAAAUAUAAAUUUGCCUGAUCAUGACAUUAUGCAUUUACAAGCUGGGAAUUUUUUUUAAACCUUUAAAAGUUCUUAACUACAGGUGAACAGAACAGGUGAAGUGUUGCCUAAUGGCUUGAGCUGAAUCCACAGAUUUACUUCUUUUUAAAAAUAGGGUACAGUUGGCACUUUUCUGAAGAAAAGUAAAUGUCUAAGGUUGCAAACAGUUCUCUUAAUGUAAUUUCAUCUUUAGUUUAUUUUUGCUGGUCCUUCACAAACAAGGUUAUAUUUUGAGCUGCAGAAAAUGUCCCAUAGCAUCUUAAGAGUUUAACAUUUAAAUAAUUUAAAAGUGAGUUAUAAGUUGAGUAAAGUUUUUUCAAGUUGUUUGUAGUUUGUUUUCAUAAAAAUCUAAUCAGUAAAGUGUCAUGAAGCAAAUAUUUAUUUUAAAACUGCACAAUUUGGAAUAACUUUCCCAAGAAUAAAAAACUUGAGUGGACUGAAUUCAGA